UUGCCCCAAAAAGCGAGAAAAGCCGACAAAACCCGUUCUCUCAGGAGGGGACACCUUGUUUGUUGCCGUGGCCCUUAUCCAGUGUUAGCAGCGGAGUUUUCCAGGGUGGUAAAGAAGACGGAUCGGAUUUUCAGUACCAACUAGAAAGUCCAGUUCGACCGACCGAGAUGUCACAGGAGCAUGACAACAGUAAACGUGCGGUCCUGGUUCUCCAGAACGAGCCGGGUUAUGGCGGCCAGCGACGCUCUUUCACCACAGAGGAUGAAGCCUGGAAAUCUUUUCUGGAGAACCCGCUGACAGCUGCCACCAAGGCGAUGAUGAGCAUAAAUGGAGACGAGGAUAGUGCCGCAGCUCUGGGCCUGCUCUACGACUACUAUAAGGUGCCCAGGGAAAAGAGAACAAUACACCAGCCCAAGACAGACACACUGGUCUCUGAUGUGGAUCCCAACAAAAGGCACCAGAUCCAGGCCGGACACUCCAUAGUCCAACUCCAGGAAGCCAGUAUGGAAAACAGGAUCCCAGUACUCAAGCCUGCCUUCAAUAUUCUUCAGCUGGGCCCGGACAAGAGAGCCCACUUUUCUUCACCAGACACUACUGUCACAGUUUCCAUUGCCACCGUGCCAAACCAGACUAUCAAGACAGAGGUGCCCACCCACGGCUUCUCGGUGACUGUGCCAAACAACUGCAGCGAAACGGAGAGCCACGUGGGCGUCUUUGACCGCCAGCUCACCCACAACGCGGUCCAUUUCAGCCCUGGCACCCAGGCUCGUACGCCCCCUGACUCCACCUUUCCCGAGAGCUUUAAGGAUGGUUCCCAGGAAGUGUUUUCCCUCCCAGGAGAUCUCCAGUUUCGAAUGACCUCCAUGACGCCCGAGCACUACACUCAGUUUGACACCGUGCCGGGGAAUAACUUUGAGUACACUCUCGAGGCAUCCAAAUCUCUGCGUCAGAAGACAGGUGACGGGACAAUGACGUACCUCAACAAGGGCCAGUUUUACCCCAUCACCCUCAGGGAGAUUGACAACAAAGGCCUGCAGCAACCCAUCACCAAAGUCAGGAGCGUGGUGAUGGUGGUGUUUGGAGAGGAGAAGUGCAGAGACGACCAGCUAAAACACUGGAAGUACUGGCACUCCAGACAGCACACGGCUAAACAGAGGUGCCUUGACAUCGCUGACUACAAGGAGAGCUUCAACACCAUCGGUAACAUUGAGGAGAUUUCAUAUAACGCCAUUUCCUUCACCUGGGACACAAACGAGGAGGCCAAAAUCUUCAUCUCCGUCAACUGUCUGAGCACAGACUUCUCCUCUCAGAAAGGGGUGAAGGGUCUUCCCCUGAAUCUGCAGAUCGACACUUACAGCUACAACAACCGCAGCAACAAGCCCAUCCACCGUGCCUACUGCCAGAUCAAAGUCUUCUGUGACAAAGGCGCCGAGAGGAAGAUCCGAGAUGAGGAGAGGAAACAGUCCCGCAGGAAAGGGAAAGUUGUCGAACUCAACACUGGGCUGGCUUUUGGAGACGUGAAAGUACCGAUGCUCCAGAAACGUAACGAUGUGACCAUCUUUAAGAUGAUGACUGAUCUCGAGACCCAGCCUGUCCUCUUCAUUCCCGACAUUCACUUCUCCACCUUCCAGCGUCAUCCCUUCUCCGCAGAAGAUGGAGAAGACAGCUCGGGCAUGAAGAGAUUACCCUUCAGCGACGACGAGUUCGGUUCACCCCCAAAUAAGCUGCCAAGAGUGGAGGAACCAAAGAAAGUCCUGCUGUACGUGCGCAAGGAAACAGACGAGGUGUUCGAUGCCCUCAUGCUGAAGAAUCCCACGCUGAAAGGCCUGGUGGAAGCUAUUUCAGAGAAGUAUGAACUGCCUUAUGAUAAGGUUGGAAAGGUCUACAAGAAGUGCAAGAAAGGCAUUCUAGUCAACAUGGACGACAACAUCAUCAAACACUACUCCAACGAAGACACCUUCCAGAUCUCCAUGGAGGAGUUGGGCGGCUUGUACAAACUCACCCUCACUGAAAUCUGAUCGGAGAUGUCGUAGAUUACCCUGAAAAGAGGGGCAGAGGACAAAUGGAGCCGUCAAGUUUACACUUCUGGCUAUGCAGUGAUUAUGGACCUGUCAUUCAUGUUGUCUGUGUGUUGUAUUAGCGUCCAACAGAUGUUUUUUUUUGUCUGUUUGUUUCCUUUUUUUAAAAAGCCAUAGUUCUUAACGGAUACUGGUUAGAGAUGUAAGUUAUACAUUUUCAUCAUUAUAAAGCUGUUUGUUUGUGCAUAAGAAUUAACAAGUGAGGACAUGUUUGACACUGACAUGACACUUUUGCAUUUAGUGAGAAUAUGAGCUGCGCCUCAAAUGUCAGUGCCUGCUGUUGUAUAUUUUCUUCAGGCUUGCAGAGCAGUUGAAGUGCUGCUAUACCUCAUGCUAUACAAAGCAGCAGAGUUCAUUCAUUCAUCAGAAGAAAGAGAUUAUCUUUCCCAUCCUAAAGCUACAGCGCUGAUGAUCUGCAAAGUUUAGCACACAGAAAUUUAUAGUAAAAUGCCCUUAAAUUGUUGAUGAAGCUCCAGAGGUUCAGUGUAUUAAUACUUAACAAAACGUGGCAGUAUUUAGUGUGUAAAACCAUCAUAUUUUUUUAGGUGCCAUUAAAAAAUGCUUUUCCUCAGAUCAAUUUAAAUAAUGGUCUCCUUGCAAGUAUUAAAUGGUCACUAAAUAUGUUGAUAAUAUUGCGAAAACAGAACUACCCUUUUCCUAUAGAGUAGAUUCAGAAAUGCUAUAAAAAUAGGUCAAUUAAUAUCUAGCACAGUCUGUAAUGGCUGUCCUGGAAGUGCAAUAUGAUGAUUAGAUUGAGUCACAUUCAGAAAACAAAUCUCAUCAAUUGCCAUAACAUAUAGUAUAGAAAUCAUGUUUUUUUUUUAUUGUACAUAGCAAAAAGAAAAAAGGGAUCUAAAUUAUCUCUCUUUUGUAUCUCAGUACUUAUUGUGUAUAUAUUUAUUAAGAGAAUGGAUGUGGGUCAUUGUUUUUUAACCAUAUAUAGAUUUCUAUUUCAUCAUAAUAUAAUGUUUUUGUUUUCUUUUUAUAUGAAGUUAUUCAAAAAUUACAUGUCCAGGGACACAAAGUUAACAUGUUUUUGUUGUUUUUGUUGUUUGUUAAGGAUUUAAUCCACAAAGUUCCCUAAUAAAAGCUCUGCUAUAGCUGCUGU
Oreochromis niloticus (Nile tilapia) is the source of this 3186-nucleotide messenger RNA. RefSeq names its product grainyhead-like transcription factor 1 (gene grhl1). Gene Ontology annotation, biological process: regulation of transcription by RNA polymerase II. The transcript has 16 exons. NCBI's taxonomy places the organism in Eukaryota, Metazoa, Chordata, Actinopteri, Cichliformes, Cichlidae. The coding region runs from base 168 to 2018 and encodes 616 amino acids. Gene Ontology annotation, cellular component: nucleus. The record is from RefSeq and is a predicted model, not a curated record. Gene Ontology annotation, molecular function: DNA-binding transcription activator activity, RNA polymerase II-specific; RNA polymerase II cis-regulatory region sequence-specific DNA binding.